Messenger RNA from Wasmannia auropunctata (little fire ant), 421 nucleotides. Its product is annotated as ubiquitin carboxyl-terminal hydrolase 13-like. Gene Ontology annotation, molecular function: cysteine-type deubiquitinase activity. The record is from RefSeq and is a predicted model, not a curated record. The transcript has 3 exons. The annotation marks the transcript as partial. Gene Ontology annotation, biological process: protein deubiquitination. Lineage: Eukaryota; Metazoa; Arthropoda; Insecta; Hymenoptera; Formicidae.
UGUGGAGAGAGCGCCAACAAUAUUCGCUAAUAAUUACAACGACCCGGCGUCGGAUAUUAAUGUUCAAAUGGCGAAAUUGGGUCUCGGUUUACUCUCUGGCAAAUACUCGGAUCAGCCGAGCAAAUCAUCCGGCACGGACGACGAGUCGCGGCAGGGUAUUCCGCCGCGGAUGUUUAAGGUCCUGAUCGGUCGCGGACACGCCGGCUUCUUCUCGAAUCGGCAACAAGAUGCUCAGGAGUUUCUCCUUUACCUGAUUAAUUUACUCAGUCGCAACAAUCGACACGAGGUGUGCCCCACGGAGUGCUUUAAAUUUAAAGUCGAGGAGAGAUACCAGUGCGGUAAAUCCAACAAGGUCAAGUACACCAAUCGGCCGGAAUACAUCCUACCACUACCGAUACCAUUGGAGGCGGCGGUGAACAAG